AUGAGCAGUAUAGGCACAGGUUAUGAUCUAUCAGUCACCACUUUCUCUCCCGAUGGGCGAGUUUUCCAGGUCGAGUACGCUGCCAAAGCCGUCGACAACAGCGGAACUGUUAUUGGUAUAAAAUGCAAGGAUGGGGUUGUUAUGGGUGUGGAGAAACUCAUAGCAUCAAAGAUGAUGCUACCUGGUUCCAAUCGCAGAAUUCACUCUGUUCAUCGUCAUGCUGGCAUGGCUGUUGCUGGACUAGCGGCAGAUGGGCGACAAAUAGUUGCGCGAGCGAAGGCUGAAGCAACAAAUUAUGAAAGUACCUAUGGUGAACCUAUUCCUGUAAAGGAACUGACUGAACGUGUAGCAAGUUAUGUGCAUCUAUGCACACUUUAUUGGUGGCUCAGACCCUUUGGAUGUGGAGUUAUUCUUGGAGGGUAUGACAGAGAUGGACCACAAUUAUACAUGAUUGAACCCUCCGGUAUUUCAUAUAGGUACUUUGGUGCUGCAAUUGGAAAGGGCAAGCAGGCUGCUAAAACAGAAAUUGAAAAGUUGAAGCUUUCCGAAAUGACCUGUAGGGAAGGUGUUAUUGAAAUAGCCAAGAUCAUUUACAAGAUACAUGAUGAGGCCAAGGACAAGGCUUUUGAAUUGGAGAUGAGCUGGGUUUGUGAUGAUUCAAAGCGCCAGCAUGUGAAGGUACCAGAAGACCUUUUAGAGGAAGCCAAGGCUGUUGCCAAGGCCGCAUUGGAGGAGAUGGAUGCUGAUUAA
Ilex paraguariensis (yerba mate) is the source of this 750-nucleotide messenger RNA. Lineage: Eukaryota; Viridiplantae; Streptophyta; Magnoliopsida; Aquifoliales; Aquifoliaceae. The record is from the annotation of a GenBank genome assembly.